AUUAAAUGAAUGUUCGGGAUCCAAUCGGGAUAGAAGUUGGGUGCGCGAGGGGCGCGGUUGACAUUGACCCCUUCGCCUAUAGGCCGAAAACUUUUUCUAUAAGAGCAAAUCAGAUCAGCCGUCGAAAUUAGUGGAAAGGUGUUUUGCAAGUGAAUCAGAUUUUUGUGAGAUAUUUAUGCCGACUUUUAUAUGUAAAAAACCUAGAAAUGUCUAAAAAUAUUGUGCCUGCACUGUCCGUGGUCCGCGCGCCGGGUGGAACGUUAAGUAUGGACGAAGAUGUUGGCCACGUGUUGUAUGAGCGCAUGGAUUCUGGAAUACUACGGAUAUGGCAGCCAGCUGAAACGCCGGAGAUUGCCUCACCCCCUGACACGCCUUAUACUCCUGACACGCCUGAGGAAUCGUCCACCCCGCGGGCACGACGGUCAGCCUCGAGGGUAGUGCGCCGUCCUCGUAGAUGUCGUCGUGCGCUGCUAUUACGUGAUCAGAAUCAGACAGCAGAAGAGCUAACUGAUCGCGACUCCGGCAGUGACAACGAGUUCGCAGAAGUAAACAAUGAAGUCUCCGAGGGGGACGAAACCCGAGAGCCCACCGAUUUCCAAUUACUUGCCGCGGCGAGGCGGCUUCGUAGCAUAAUUAUAAAUAGGGAGGAGCUAGGUGUGAUACAGCUGGAUGAAGGGGAGACUGAUCAAGAUGAGGAGGUAGAACUCUUUGAAGUCUUGGGAAUAAAUGAUAUCUCCACUUAUUCCCAAUCUUUUGAGGAAGGAGGGGAUGUGGAAGACGAUGACACGUGGGAGGAGGAGGGGGUUGUCGUCAUGGGGGAUGGGGAUAUGGUGAAGAGAGGGAAUGGAGAUGGAGGGGAAAAGGUAGCGGUAGGUGGUGGUUCGGUCACAGACGAUGCAGUCACGCCGGAAUUCUCUUGGACAGAUGACUUUUCAACGUUUUCUGGCCAAGAGGAAAUUUACACAAGAAAUCCUGGUCCAAUCUGCAAACUCUCCGACCCCACGGAUAUAUUUUUACAAGUGUGGGAUUUGCCAAUAAUACAGCAUUUAGUUGCUGAAUAUAAUAGGUAUGGUUUAAGAUACAUAGAGACACGCGCUGAAGAUGAGGGUGGUCUCAAUAAACAUCUCCUGUCCUGGGAAUUGACCACCGUAGAAGAAAUGUACAGGUGUUUCUCAGUAUUCAUGUUUAUGUCACUUGGAAACUUCAAUUGCUUACAUGAAUAUUGGUCAACGGGAAUUUUGGGAAUGCCGGAGUUUAGGAGAAUUAUGCCCCGCAACCGCUUCUACUUUUUACUUCGAUUUUUUCAUUUCGUCGAUAACGAUACCCUUGAUUCUAAUGUUCGGUCUUACGACCGUAAGAUCGCAAAAAUUGCACCCAUAAUUGAUCAUUGUAACGCAAAAUUUCCCCUUCUUUAUACUCCUCAGCGGUUUAUCAGUCUGGAUGAGUCCCUGCUUCUGUGGAAAGGACGUCUUAGCUUCAAGCAAUGUAACCGGCUCAAGUCGGCCCGUUUCGGCAUUAAGUCGUAUGACUUGUGCGAAGCAGGUACUGGUUACCUACUGAGAACCCACAUCUAUGCGGGGAAGGAUUCUUCGAUGACCGAGGGAGCGAUCGAUGACUUCGAGAAUUGUACCGCAAAGGUCGUCCUCGAGGCUAUGGAUGGCUAUCUUGACGUUGGCCAUUGUCUCGUGAUGGACAAUUGGUACAACCAAUUGCCACUUACGAGGUAUCUCAAGAGCCGGCGUACGGAUGUCAUCGGGACUAUUAAUCGCAGGAGGCAGCAUAUGCCACCUCAGAUUAAGAAUCUCGAUGACAAACGUACCCAGCGCGGGGAGCAACUGGCUCUGCAUUGUGGCGACAUGUCCGUUGUCACAUGGAAAGAUGUGAAACAGGUCACUGCCAUCUCGACCUACCACAAUGAUGAUCAGUUGCGUAGCCAGCGUGCCGGCGUACCAGUCAUGAAGCCUAAGGUGGUGGUAGACUACAAUAAAAACAUGGGAGGGGUAGACUUGAAAGACCAAAAGCUAAGUGCCUACCAUUUUGAGCGAAAGCGCGGGCUCAAAUGGUAUAUGAAGGUGUUCAGGAGACUGUUGAAUACCAGUCUGCUCAACUGUUACAUAAUUUACACCAAGCAGCCCCUCUGCAAGGUGUUAACCCACAGGCAAUUUCGGAUGGCUGUGGCCGAGGGGCUGCUGAAUAGAUUUCCCAGGCCGCUUGUAGAUCACCCACCUGCCCGCGUCGUCAUGAGUGAUGUCAUACGGCUGGAUGGAAAUGACCAUUACCCCGGGUAUACUCCAGAAAUGGACAACGUCCAAAAUAGAAAACAUGUAAGGCGGCGUUGCGUUUGUUGCACUAUCCGCAGGCAAAGGUCCGAUGUGACCACUUUGUGCAAAAAAUGCAACGUCGCUUUGUGCAUCGUCCCAUGCUUUGAACAGUACCACACCCAGGUGAAGUUAUGAAUAUAAAAUCUCAAGAUUCGUAAGACACGAUGACGUAGAGCUAGGUUGUGCUAUGGUAAGGGACGACGUAAAGCUAUCCCAGUAUGUACGUAUGUAUCGACGAGUAUACCCGUUAUUUUAUUGUUUUCUUUCAAGAGACGAUGUAGAGCUAUGUGUGUAUGUAUAGCUAAGUACGCUAGAGCUGUUAUUACUAGUUUUUGGUUUUUUAAGUCUACUCCUCACUCUUAUUCUCAUUUACUUGUUUUUUUUUUUUAUUGUACUCCAACACCACACACACAAGGCUUCUUACAAGUAAGUCUCCUUAAUUCCUCCUGUACAUUUCUUCUGCAUCUCGUCAGUUAUUUUUUUACGUAUAUAUUGAUAUACGUAAAAAUAUAAUAGAGAAUAGACAGAUACAUGUACAAACAAGGUCACAAACUGUACUAUUGUUCUAUUUUUGAUGUGUCAUAUAAUUUUGUUUUUAUGUGGCUGGUGUUCAUAACAGGCUCUCAUCGCAAACCUCCUCCCUAUCUAUAAUUAAUACUAAUAAUCUCAUAAUCAUGGUCUGAAUCAUCCCCCUCAGUAUUUGUUACGGUGUCACUAACACCCAGACCUACUUGUGUACUUGUACGGGUGUAAGUGACAUCGUAACGAAUACAGAGGGGGAUGAUUUAGCCGAUUAUUCUGAGUUAAUAUCAAGUGGAAUUUUCCAUCGCAAAAGUAUAGAAUUGAAAAUAAUUAAAUAAAAACCUAAAAAAAAUCAUGAAAUUUGCGACGGAAAAUUCCUCUUGAUAUUAACUUAGAAUCAUGGUCUGAAUCAUUCCCUAAGUAUUCGUUACGAUGUCACUAACACCUGUAUAAGUCAAUAAAAAUAUGCGUGAAACGAAUGUGUAAAAGUGCGUAAAAUAUCCGCCUCUUGUCGUGUAAAUAUUGAUAUUAGUUUAUAUUGAUACGUUUUUAUUGUGCGUAGACAAAUUUUUACAGGCUUAAAUGUAUGUUUAUAGACUUGAAUGCAUUAUAGUAUUUUUAUAGUGCC
This is a messenger RNA of Pectinophora gossypiella (pink bollworm), 3471 nucleotides long. Its product is annotated as piggyBac transposable element-derived protein 4-like. Lineage: Eukaryota; Metazoa; Arthropoda; Insecta; Lepidoptera; Gelechiidae. The record is from RefSeq and is a predicted model, not a curated record. The coding region runs from base 207 to 2456 and encodes 749 amino acids. The transcript has 3 exons.